Sycon ciliatum is the source of this 2668-nucleotide messenger RNA. Its product is annotated as 3-(3-hydroxy-phenyl)propionate/3-hydroxycinnamic acid hydroxylase-like. The transcript is spliced from 16 exons. Gene Ontology annotation, biological process: 3-(3-hydroxy)phenylpropionate catabolic process. The record is from RefSeq and is a predicted model, not a curated record. Gene Ontology annotation, molecular function: 3-(3-hydroxyphenyl)propionate hydroxylase activity; FAD binding. NCBI's taxonomy places the organism in Eukaryota, Metazoa, Porifera, Calcarea, Leucosolenida, Sycettidae. The coding region runs from base 429 to 2315 and encodes 628 amino acids.
GCCAGCGGAUCAGCGUGAUUCUCUGGGAUUCCUACUUCAGGGUCAGCUGAUGAUUGUACACACACGGCGUGUACGUGUAGGUAGUUGGAGUGGAAAGCCGAAACUCGGCGGACCCUUGCGCCCCGAGGAGCCAGCACAGCUUUCAGCGAUAAUAAAACAAAUGCAGGGUGAAAAUGGGAGGCUUUGACUCCUCCGUGUAGCACGGGAUGGCCAGUGGAGAGCUGAGCCUCGGCUAGGGGUUUGUGGAUUAGCACACAGUUCUGACGGACGAGCAGUAAUUACGGUAUGUACCUGUUCCGCUGAAGCAGUCUCUCUUGUGAGCGCUACUCGUCGUCGCAAGUCCGGACAACUAAUUACUUUACUCACAGCGGAUACUCGGGCAGUCUACCCCGCAGUAUCAUUGAAACGGCAGUACUACUGCUCUUUUGAUGAUGGAGAGCGAGGUUAUCAUUGUGGGCCUUGGCCCGGUGGGAGCAAUGGCUGCCAACCUGCUCGGACAGUAUGGUAUCAGUACACGCGUGUUUGAGCGUCUCACCGAGAUCUAUUUCGCUCCACGAGCGAUUGCCAUGGACGCGGAAGCGCUCAGAACAUUUGAAAUGAUAGGCAUGGGUGACUGGAUGGACCAGCACAUACUGAAGGCUGGUGCUGAGCUGCGUACGGCAUCACCUCCGGGCGGACAGGUCUUGCUGGACAUGAGUGAUAUGACACAUAGGCGUCGCUAUGGCUGCCACCAGCUGUGUACGUUUCACCAGCCCACGGUGGAGAAGGAGCUGCGUCGGCGACUGGAGCAGUACGCCAACGUGCAGGUGAAUCUUGGACACGAGGUGACAGCGUUUGCAGAGACUGACGGCAAGGUUCAUGUUACCGUCAGGCCAGUGUCGGGACACGAAACACAUACCUUCGUCUGCAAAUAUCUACUAGCUUGUGAUGGUGGUCGGAGUUUCGUCAGGAAGCACUUGGGGUUGAAGUAUCAAGGAUUCUCCAUUCCUGAACACUGGCUGGUAAUGGAUGUCACCUGCGAGGACAAGUCCUUCGACGACGACUGGCCUAACUCCUCGCUGGUUGCCAGUGCUAACAGAGUGUUCCUGAAUGCCAGACUGCCUGGUGACAUGCGGAGAAUCGAAGUACUGCUGAAGGAUGAUGAGAAGGCGCUGACUGUUGUGCGAGAGGAGAACACGACGAGGCUCCUGAACGAGAUAGGUAUUGACGUCGAGAAGCUGACAUUCAAGCGGCGCAUGGUGUACAAGUUCCACGCCAGAUCCGUGUCUCAAUGGUGGCAAGGUCAUAUCGUUUUGCUGGGAGAUGCUGCCCACUGCAUGCCACCCACCAAGGGGCAAGGCCUGUGUUGUGGUUUGGAAGAUGCAGCGAAUUUAUCCUGGAAGAUUGCACUGCUGUGUCGGGGAAAUCUAACCAACAAACUUGACUUGCGGCAGUACCGCGAGCAACAGAAGCAGCACCAGGAGCAGCAGCAGCAGCAGCAACAGGCAUCUGAACCGCUGACUGACAAUGUUGGCGCUGCCAGUAAUCUUCUAAGCAGCUUCGAAGCGGAGCGGCAGCCGUGGAUUGAGAGGCAAACAAAUGUCAUUAUUGCUCUUCGGCGUAUGGUAACUAUAACGUCACCCGCCGCUAUCAUGCUCAGGGACUCCGUGUUUAAGUUCAUGAAUCGUGUGUACGGCCGAGAGCUGAUGCUCGGUGAGCUGUACAAGGGCCGGCCGGAUCUACACCAAGGUCUGAUUCACCCGGAGAACCAAAGUGUACGUGUACGCCUGGGUUCACGUGUACACGUGCACUCUCUGUGCAGCUCUGGCCAGUACUUCAUUCAACCAACGCUGCGGCGUUCUGACGACACCAUUGACAGUGUGCUUCUGGAUAAGGUGCUGGGCCCUACUUGGUGCUGGCUGUCACUGGAUGAGUCACCACUCUCUGUGUUAUCCGCCGAACAUCACGCAUACCUGGAGAACAUUGGCUGCACAUUUGUCAGAGUUAUGCGGCAAGGAAUCGAUAUCACGUCCGUCAAGACAGAUGGUGCAAGUGAGGUGCUGAUAGUGGACAAUGGUAGCAUUGAGAAGUGGAUGCGGCGCUUCAGGUGUCACUCGGUUCUCGUUCGGCCGGAUAGAUUUGUCUUUGGCACUGUAUCAAAGUCGACGUCGGCAGCCUCACAGUCCCACUGUGUAAACACAAUGCAGGCAAUACUGACUGGCAAGACACCGUUGACGUAUCGCACCGCACCAAUGUCAUUCGUCGCCAAGGUCAAACUUGUGGCCACACUUCUUGCACUGGUGUUGUUACUGCUUCUCCUUUGGGUGCUCUUCUAGACGUUUUAUUCGUUACCACUUGGGCCCAUUUGCAUUCAACGAAGCAGGUGACCGGUUCUCUGUAUCCCCUCUACACAGUGCUAUCUUGCCAUUGUUGUUUAUUCGUUAUCUCAACAAAAUCUGCUAGAGACCCAAUCGGUGUUGCUAUAAAAAGCUAGCUUACAACAUACUUUCAAACCAAUUACUCCACACUGGAGCCGUUUGUUUAUGGCAAUCAUUUCUGUUUUCGCUUAGAUCACUAGUUGUGUGUCGCCCCUGCCCCCCCCCCCCCCAACAUUUCCGUUCAUUCAAUGUUGCUAUAUUCUAUUUUAUCACACUAAAUUACAGAAUCACACUAAAUUAAUUAUGCUGAA